Molecule: messenger RNA, 1245 nt
Organism: Suillus subaureus
Lineage: Eukaryota; Fungi; Basidiomycota; Agaricomycetes; Boletales; Suillaceae
Product: glycoside hydrolase family 16 protein
Exons: 11
Coding region: 1-975 (324 amino acids)
Biological process (GO): glucan catabolic process
Molecular function (GO): hydrolase activity, hydrolyzing O-glycosyl compounds
Source: RefSeq, a predicted model, not a curated record
AUGCGUAUUAACUUUCAUUUCUUCGUCAUCUUGGCCCCCGCUGUAACAAUGACGUUGGGUGCGACGUACCAAAGGUCGAGCCAGCUCACAGGCCAGAGCUUCCUUGACGCGUUCAAUUUCCAAGCCAUCUCGGACCCCACCAACGGCAGAGUGACCUAUGUCGACGAGAGUACUGCCAAAGCAGAUGGACUUGUUUCAGUGGCUAAUAAUAAACUCACGCUCCGAGCGGACUAUACUACGAAAUUGUCCUCCUCCGACCCGGGAAGAAAAUCUUUUCGAAUCCAGUCAAAUUCCCAAUACGAAACUCAUGUGGCAAUUUUCGACAUUGCGCAUAUGCCACAGGGUUGUGGAACAUGGCCGGCUAUUUGUGCGUUCAAUUUGUUAUGGUCGGAAGUGGGGGCAAACUGGCCGAAUGAAGGCGAAGUGGACAUUGUAGAAGGUGUCAAUGAUCAGACUCCCAACAAAUGCAGUCUACACACAAGCUCUGGUUGCACAAUGCCCUCUUCUCGCUCAAUGACAGGCACUGUCGAUGGUACAGACUGCGACGCAUAUGAUAACGGCAACUCGGGGUGUGGGGUCAAUAUCAACGACAACAAGAGCUAUGGCCCGCAGUUUAACAGCAACGGGGGUGGCUGGUAUGCGAUAGAAAGGAGCUCAAGUUACAUCAAGAUUUUCUUUUGGGAGAGGACGAGUGGCUCUGUUCCAAGCGACGUCAGCUCUCCCGGAUCAAGCAUCAAUACUAGCAAAUGGGGAACACCCGCCGCGUACUUUCCCAAUACUGAUUGCAAUUUCUCCACUCAUUUUGGAGAACACAACAUCAUCAUCAACCUUACAUUUUGCGGAGACUGGGCAGGCAGCAGUUCGGUUUACAGCGCGUCUGGAUGUCCAUCUACAUGUGUCGACUACGUAAACAAUAACCCAUCAGCAUUCAAGAAUGCCUAUUUUGAGUUCAACUCGUUGAAUAUCUACCAAUGAGGCUCGCGUUUUGUGUGUCGUGUCGUGCCAGCAGCUACAAAGUAUUAAAUUGUACUAACAUCGCUUGUAUGCCCAGAAACCAGAAUACUCACAGUUUUGAUCUCUAAGCGUGAUAUGGAAAGGAAUCGUACCUGUGGUGAGUGAGCGCAUCGAAUCUGGUAGUCUCGCGUUAGUCUCUCCGUAGGCCGACGCGGGCAGAUCGGCAAGCCCAUAAGUACUUUGGGCUGUGGAGGGUCGUCAUUCCUCACUCGUACAUAUCUCUUAUGUAAC